Messenger RNA from Quercus robur (English oak), 1631 nucleotides. RefSeq lists its product as uncharacterized. The transcript has 7 exons. NCBI's taxonomy places the organism in Eukaryota, Viridiplantae, Streptophyta, Magnoliopsida, Fagales, Fagaceae. The record is from RefSeq and is a predicted model, not a curated record. Bases 137 to 1516 code for a protein of 459 amino acids.
AAUUACAAGCAGCACAAAUACAAAUACAAAUGGCAACCAAACCAAGUGGAAGUGUCUCUCACAGUCAUAGUAACUGAGAUUCAAAACCCCAACUUUCCUUUUUCACUCAAUUCAGAUUGGAUGAAGGAGAAGAGCAAUGUCGGUGGAGAGGUCAUUUGAGGCAUGGGAAGAGGUGCAGAGACACGGUCAAGACUUUGCGGACCGCUUAGCUCAGGGCUUCACCGGUUUGAUCCAGUCCCACAUCACCCCUCCCUCCUUUCCAUGGCCAAACCCUCAUCAUUCCAAGCUCUUCGACCUCGAAUUCCCUACUCAGACAACUGAUUUCCUCGACAUCGGGAAUAGGAUCGGCCAGGCCGGAGCGGAUUUCGGGGCCGGUUUGAAUGGAUUGCUCCAGCAGUUUUUCAGGAGGCUGCCUGUGCUCUUUCGGCAAGAGGCCGAGGUGGCAGCGGUAGCGGUAGAUGUCAAUUGUAGUAGUAGGCUUCGAAGCGAUGUGGGUAUCGUUACAGAACGGGAUUUAGGGUUGUUGACGGAGCGGUUGAGGGAUAUGGGGUUUGUGGAAAAUAUUGAUGGUGGUGGUGAUGAGUUGGUGGAUGAUGAUGAAGCAGGUGGCUUUAAUCUAAGAUCUGCAGCACUUCUUGGUAGACUCCAGCCCCAGGGGAUCAUAAAUAUUACAUCAACUUAUGAUAGUAGAACACGUGACGUAGAAAGUUCUUUGGUUGCAAGAGGAGAUUUAUGGAGACUGGAGUCAUCACACGGCAGUUCUUCAUCUGGAAAUGACAAUUCUUCUCUCUUCCUUGUCCAGCUUGGACCCGUACUCUUUGUUCGUGAUACGACGCUUCUUUUGCCAGUCCAUUUGUCAAAGCAACAUUUGCUUUGGUAUGGCUAUGAUAGAAAGAAUGGCAUGCACUCACUUUGUCCAGCUGUGUGGUCAAAGCAUAGAAGGUGGCUGUUCAUGUCUAUGCUCUGCCUCAAUCCAUUAGCUUGUUCAUUUGUAGAUCUACAGUUUCCAAAUGGUCAGUUGACCUAUGUAUCAGGUGAGGGGCUCACAACAAGUGCUUUUCUACCUCUCUGUGGGGGCCUUCUACAAGCUCAGGGUCAAUAUCCAGGUGAAAUGAGAUUCAGCUUCUCUUGCAAGAAUAAGUGGGGAACUCGCGUCACACCAAUGGUACAAUGGCCUGACAAGUCAUUUACGCUUGGUCUUGCACAAGCCCUGGCAUGGCAGAGAUCUGGUCUCAUGGUGAGGCCGACCUUCCAAUUCAGUUUAUGCCCCACUUUUGGUGGAAGCAAUCCUGGGUUGCGGGCGGAGCUUAUUCAUUCAGUGAAGGAGCAACUGAGUCUGAUAUUGGGAUGUGCAUUCGUGACCCAUCCUUCUGCCUUUGCAUCUAUAUCUCUUGGCAGGUCAAAGUGGAAUGGGAACGUUGGGAAUUCUGGGAUAGUAGUGAGAGUUGAUACUCCUCUUUCCAGUGUUGGUCGACCUUCCUUCUCUGUUCAGAUAAAUUGUGGUAUUGAAUUUUAGUUAAUUAAUUCCAAAUAGUUUGCAACUGAAGUGUAUAUAGUCUUAAGCUUGUAAAACAUACAAUACCGCAUGUGAAUAUUUGAACUUUGUUUAUGUCAAUUACACUGAUUUCAUA